Linum tenue is the source of this 1500-nucleotide messenger RNA. NCBI's taxonomy places the organism in Eukaryota, Viridiplantae, Streptophyta, Magnoliopsida, Malpighiales, Linaceae. The record is from the annotation of a GenBank genome assembly.
CGGUAUUUUACGAUAUUUAGCGGGGAACUAAAUUUGGCACGACAUAUUGAAGUUAAACGAUAGCCGAUAGGUGUUCUACUCUUCUUCCUCCUCGCGCCUUCUGCUGCAAUUCCCAUCUCAUCUCCCCCAAAUCAACCAAUUGAAUAAGUACUGGCGAAAGAGCCCCUUCACCAUCACCGGCGAUCCCCCUACCAGUCGCUCCCUUCACCUUAAGCCGCCGCACUCACCUCCUCUUCGAGCAAGCACAAAUAGCGCAACCGUUCGAUUAGUAGUAAUCUCGUCGAAUUUGAAGCUUUCGAGUUCCAAUUGGCGUUUGCGGUAGUUGCGAUGGCUCUGAGAUUAGCGAGCCGGAAGUUUGGAAGCAAGUUCUUGUCUAUGCUUACCGCCACUUCUUCACUGCAUUCGCAUGCCACAAGCUUUGGUUUUAAAGAAGUGAGGGAAGAAGACAAAAGCCAACUGGUUGGCAAUGUAUUCACUAACGUCGCUUCAAAUUACGAUCUGAUGAAUGAUUUGAUGAGUGGUGGAUUGCACAGAUUGUGGAAGGAAAGGCUAGUUUCCAAGUUGAAUCCGUUCCCUGGAAUGAAGCAUUUAGAUGUGGCUGGCGGUACAGGGGAUGUUGCUUUUAGAAUUCUCGAAACAGUAAACAGCGUCAAACGCAGAGCAAUUCAAGAUCCUUCAAAUGACAAUCUACACGAAGAAACUGAGAUUUAUGUGUGUGAUAUAAACCCUAAUAUGUUGAAUGUUGGUAAAAAACGAGCCGUGGAAAGAGGUCUUGGAGAAACCAAAUCGCUUAUAUGGGCGGAGGGUGAUGCUGAAGCCCUGGAUUUUCCUGAUAACUCAAUGGACGGUUACACAAUAGCUUUUGGAAUAAGGAAUGUCACACACAUAGAGAAAGCUCUUGUUGAAGCUCACCGGGUAUUAAAGCGCGGAGGAAGGUUCCUUUGCCUCGAACUCAGUCAUGUGGAUGUUCCCCUGCUUAAACAAGUGUAUGACUAUUACUCAUUCUCAAUCAUUCCAGCCGUUGGGGAACUAGUUGCUGGCGAUCGUGAAUCAUACCAAUACUUGGUCGAAAGCAUCCGCCGCUUCCCACCUCAGGAUAAAUUUGCUCUGAUGAUAGCUGACGCAGGAUUUCAGAAGGUUGAGUAUGAAAAUCUGGUAGCAGGAGUUGUAGCUAUCCAUUCUGGGUUGAAGCUCUGAAUCAUUUUCCCUUCACACUUCUUUAUGAUCCAAGUUCUCAGCAAGUAUUCUCCCUACUGUUGCAACCCCAUAUGGUAGUCACAGGAAUACAUUAGGAGGCGUACUCAUUCCAUAAUCCCAAAGUUUUUUUUUCUUCCCCAACAAGUUAUGUGACAAAGAUUAUGUAGAAGAUUGAUUACACUAUUCUUUUGUUUUUUUUUUGGUAAAGUAGUUUUGCCAAGUUACUGACGGUAUAUGUUGUAAUAGCUGGGAAAUUUUAAUAUGCAAUCCUAAAAGUCUUGAGCAGUUGAUCAUUAGUGACCA